UUUCGUAGUUAUUGCAAACCGAGAAUACAGACGAAUUUUGUGACUUCACCGUCAGGAAAACCAUCUCUGUCCAUUAAUCAUGUUUAAUGAAAUCAUGUUCAAUGGGUAGAAGUUCACGAGAUAGAAAAAAGCGUACCAGAGUGUCAGAAGAAGAGGAACAGAAAAAGAUUCGGGACAGUAUUCUCAAAGUUUUCCAAGCUAGAUUGUCAACACCAGGUAAAGGUGGUGCAUUAUUAGUAGCUGAACCAAGACCAACUGAAAAAUCAAAGCAUAAAAAACAAAAGAAACAUAGAGCAGUAAGUACUAGUACAAGUACAGAUGAUUCCUCCUUUCAGAGUAUGAGUGGGAGGGGUAGGAAAAGAACCAAGUCUUUAUCUAGAAGAAAAUCCAGAAAAAUCACUAAGCAGAAAAAAGAGGUAGAGAAAGAUACAGCUGUUGCAAAGCAUUUGAGAGUUGCCCAUGGUAUAACUGAUACUUCAGCCGGAAUAAAGAAUGACAUAAGGAAUAAACCAAAGAUGUAUUCUCAUUCCAGGAUUACAGUAAGUGAUUUAAUCUAUUCUGGCUAACAGUUUUUUAACUUAAUAGC
Messenger RNA from Ruditapes philippinarum (Manila clam), 586 nucleotides. RefSeq names its product ADP-ribosylation factor-like protein 6-interacting protein 4. NCBI's taxonomy places the organism in Eukaryota, Metazoa, Mollusca, Bivalvia, Venerida, Veneridae. The record is from RefSeq and is a predicted model, not a curated record. Bases 87 to 566 code for a protein of 159 amino acids. The transcript has 6 exons.